This is a messenger RNA of Zingiber officinale, 1830 nucleotides long. RefSeq lists its product as uncharacterized. Lineage: Eukaryota; Viridiplantae; Streptophyta; Magnoliopsida; Zingiberales; Zingiberaceae. The record is from RefSeq and is a predicted model, not a curated record. The transcript has 3 exons. The coding region runs from base 138 to 1796 and encodes 552 amino acids.
GUACGGCACGCACAGCACAGCUGGCCAACCAUCGCAUGGCAGCGCAGCAGAGGAAUCCCGGAAUGAGCUCCCCAAAGCUGCAUCUUUCAACCCUCUCCUUCUUUUUCAACUCCAAGCAAACAUCAUCUUCCCUGUGAAUGCACCGCAUGCAAGCAACGGCGACGGCCAGGUCCCUCGGCAACACCAAGAUGGCCGGCGCCGGUGGUGGCAGGGCGAGGCCGUGCGGGCUGCUUCUGCUAUUCCUCGCGCUCGGCGCCGCGUUGAGCACCGUCGUCCUGCACAAGCUCAGAGAGAGGCGCGUGCUCGGCCUCCUCGUCCGGGACCACGAGCGCGAGCUGCUCGCCUUCCAGUUCCUCUUGCAGAAAGAAAGAAUCAAGGCUAAAGAAUUGCGAACCAGACUGCAAGGCUUAAGAGACAAGACAAUCUCUUUGAGUCACCAGAAAAAAGAGCUUUACAAUAAGCUCAUGGAGAAACAAGCAACAGUUGCUGAUCUUGAAAGGAUGCAAAAUGAGCUGCAAAUAUCUCUUCAGGAGAAGGAAACCCAGAUCAAUCUAAUAACAGCGAAAGCUGAAGGAUCAGUGGAUUCAAGCCGACAACUUUCUGCUCUAACUGAUCUUUUGAAUCAAAAGAAUGCUGAAAUUGAAGAACUGAAACAUCAGCUUUCAGAAGUACACCAGCCUGAGAACAUCCUGGCAGAAGAUUGCCACACCAUCAAGAAUGUCACGGCACUUGACAACACUAAGGAAAAUGAGGAUCUGGAAGAUACUACAUCGUUAACAAGUGCAAAUGCUAGUGAAACUAAUGCUACGGGAGAUGAGACACAAGGUAUCAAUGCAAAUGAUCCAUCAAUUAGUCAUGAAGUGAACUUUGGAGAUGAAACCUGGGUGAAACUUGAGACCAACAUCGAGGAUGAAGACUUGGACAAAAGUGGAAUUGAUGGUAGCCAAAGUGUGACAGAAGAAGAUUCACAAGUUAGGUCAGAAAGGAUUGAAGUUUCUCAAGGUAGUGAAACAAGUCUAGCAAACCCAAAGGAUGCCGAAGAACAACCAGAGAAACCGAAGGACAAUGAGAUUACCAUCCCAAAUGGCAAUAACAAACCCGACGGUGCAGAAACAAUUUUGGGAGAAAUUGAGGCAACAGAACGACAUGGUGAUUCAAAAGAUAUUGAGAAUUCUCAGUUCAUCAUUCAACCGAAUACAGGUAAAAAUGGUGUGGAUUUUACCAUUGAGCAACCCAAAAGUAAACGUCGACACAGUAAAAGGACUAAAAGAAGAAGAGUAGGAGCCCUUCAAAGAGAUAUCAAACUAAAUCAUGAUUCAGAGCACAACACAAUUUCCCAAGAUGUAGAAAAUCCUACAGUACCAAAAACUGAAACUGACGACACUGGAAUACUGGUAGGUGCAGCUAGUGAUCAACCCAAAAUAUAUGUUCAGUUACGAGAAGAUUCAAGUACCAACGCUGGAAGCAGCAAUGAUGCUGGUAAAGAUCAAACAAUUCAUCCUAGUGAUGAAACAUUUCACGAGAAUGAGGCUUCAAAAACUUCAGAAACCAAAGAAAACACUAAGGAAGAUGGCAUUGAAGUUUCAAGUAGGAUAAACUUAGACGUCACAGAGAACUCUUCUGAUGGAACUUCACAAGAUCCUGAAACUGGUGGAGAAAUUCAGGAACUUGGGGGAGAAGAAAAGGAAGUCAUUCAAGGAGAACAGAAGCAGGAAGAUCCAGAUAGAUCUCAAGAUGAUAAUAAUGACAAUAAUCUUCAAAAUUAUGAGCAAAAUGUGACCACUGAUGAAGCAUAAAAAGGAACAUUUAUUUUCAAUAUAGUUGCAUUGG